AUGACUAGCCAUGGCUUCUCGUCAUCCGUUGUGGAGACUUUAGCUGGAUUCACAGCAGGAAUUGUGUCAACGCUUUCGUUGCACCCCCUUGACCUGGUCAAGACAAGAUUGCAAGUUGAUCGAUCGUCAUCGUCCCGGCUCGGCAGUUCUCUACGAAUCAUCCGUGAGAUCUCCCAUCAUGAAGGUGGCUUUGCCGCUUUUUAUCGGGGAUUGGCCCCGAAUCUGGUUGGGAACUCUACAAGCUGGGCUCUGUACUUCUUCUGCUAUAGCAGCUUGAAGGACGCUCUUCGAAUAUAUCGCCAGAGAAGGAAUCAUAUGCUUGCAUCGUCCGAUUAUUUUCUGGCGUCUGGAAGUGCAGGCGCUAUUACGGCGAUCCUGACCAACCCAAUCUGGGUGAUCAAAACUCGCAUGUUGUCAACCGGCUCUCAUGUGCCCGGGGCGUACUCGUCACUCACGUCGGGUAUAAAACAAAUCUACCGUACGGAGGGCAUACCUGGCUUCUACCGUGGCCUUGUUCCGGCGCUGUUUGGUGUCAGUCAUGGUGCCCUUCAGUUCAUGGCUUACGAGCAGUUGAAACUCAUCCGGUCCGGGACGAUGAACACCGAAGUCUCUUUCGAUGGCGGCCGAGGCGCCGAGCGGGCAUUGGGCAAUUUUGACUUUUUCGCGAUUUCCAGUUUGUCUAAGGUCUUCGCAGGUAGUGUUACCUAUCCAUAUCAAGUCAUAAGGUCCCGCUUGCAGACUUAUGAGGCGCAUCGGAUUUACCGUGGGGCGAUUGAUGUUAUUUCCCAGAUAUGGACUCGUGAAGGGGCUGCAGGGUUUUACAAGGGUCUUGGUCCGAACUUGUUUCGCGUGCUUCCAAGCACAUGGGUGACCUUUUUGGUGUACGAGAACACCAAGGUCUACCUUUCCGGCCUAGCGCAAAAUAGGCCAUAG
This is a messenger RNA of Penicillium canescens, 933 nucleotides long. RefSeq names its product putative mitochondrial folate carrier protein Flx1. The record is from RefSeq and is a predicted model, not a curated record. Gene Ontology annotation, cellular component: mitochondrion. Gene Ontology annotation, molecular function: FAD transmembrane transporter activity; folic acid transmembrane transporter activity. The transcript is spliced from 3 exons. The coding region runs from base 1 to 933 and encodes 310 amino acids. NCBI's taxonomy places the organism in Eukaryota, Fungi, Ascomycota, Eurotiomycetes, Eurotiales, Aspergillaceae. Gene Ontology annotation, biological process: nucleotide transport; folate import into mitochondrion.